CUCUCUCAGACUUUUUAUUCCCCUUCUGCAAAAAGCCUCUCUUUCUGUUUUUCUUUUUCAUCUUCUGCACGAACUUUUGUGGCUUUAUACGUACCAUGCCACAAGUGGAUCUUGAGACGCUCGUGUCAGCCUGUGCCGGCGGCUCAUGCGAUAGGAAAAUCGCCUGCGAAACCCUUGCCACCACCGACGCUCAGACGGAUCAUCCGCCGGGUCAACCCGAUUCUAUUCCGCCGGAUUUCCCGCCCGAUUCGUUUUAUCUCUCCAAGGACGACGAGUUUGACUGGUUCGACCGAAAUGCCUUCUACGAGCGCAAGGAUUCUCAGAAAGGGAACUCCAACUCCACCAAUUUAAACCCGAAUGUGAACCCGACUUGUGUCUCCACGUCUCAGCGGUUUGCUUUGAAAACCAAGGCCUCUAUCAUCGGCUUGCCUAAGCCUCAAAAGGCUUGUUAUGCUGAUGCGAAGAACAGGAGGAACUCUAAGCCUGCUAUCACUCAACUGUUCCCUAAACGGUCGGGAUCAGCAGGAAAAUGUGAUUCUUCCGUACUAGUCGAGCCUUCUUCACCGAAGGUUUCUUGUAUGGGAAGAGUGAGAUCCAAGAGAGACCGGAACCGGCGGCUGAAGAACCGCCAAAAACCGGAAAGAUCCGAAGAAUCCAGAAAAGGAAAAGACAAAUCCAUCUCGAGAAGGAAACCUGGCCUCUUGGCAAGUUUACGAUCAAUUUUCCGGUCAGGCAGCAAGGAUCAGACGGCGCGUGAUAGAAACUCGCGGCAAUUAGAUUAUCCGUCGGCGAGGAAGAUCGACACAAUCACGACGCCCGAUAUCCGUAGGAGGCUGCCGCCGGGAGAUGCGCAGUCAAUUUCGGCUGAGUCAAUUUCCCCGCCGAGGAAGAGCGGCAACGCGAGGAAAUCGUUCGAAUCUGAACCGGCCGGUCUGGGCGGAAUGAAACGGUUCGUGUCGGGUAGGAGAUCCGACUCGUGGGCGGAUAUCGACGCGGUGGGAUCGUGAUUGACAUUUCGUCUCUAGCGAGGCGCGUGGGGCCCCUAACACAGUAGGAGUUUGGUGGCGGUCUUGAUUGGGUAGCUUGUGCGGGGCCCGCUUCCGUUUAACAUGUCGUUGGUAUGACGUGGCACGCUGAAUAACGGUCUCUCCUCCACGGUAAAAAAGUAAAAAACCACAGUUAAUUCCCAUCUCGUUUGCGUUUACUUUUGCUUUUUUUUUUUUUUUUUCUACUCUACUCUUUCUGGCAAUUGUUUGUAAAUAUUAUUGAGUGUUUUUUUUUUUUUUCUUCUUUUUGGGAGUGAAACGGUUGUAAAUUUUUGUUGUAA
Messenger RNA from Carica papaya (papaya), 1327 nucleotides. RefSeq lists its product as uncharacterized. The record is from RefSeq and is a predicted model, not a curated record. NCBI's taxonomy places the organism in Eukaryota, Viridiplantae, Streptophyta, Magnoliopsida, Brassicales, Caricaceae.